Messenger RNA from Ilyonectria robusta, 1650 nucleotides. RefSeq lists its product as uncharacterized. The coding region runs from base 1 to 1497 and encodes 498 amino acids. The record is from RefSeq and is a predicted model, not a curated record. NCBI's taxonomy places the organism in Eukaryota, Fungi, Ascomycota, Sordariomycetes, Hypocreales, Nectriaceae. Gene Ontology annotation, biological process: transmembrane transport; carbohydrate transport. Gene Ontology annotation, molecular function: carbohydrate:proton symporter activity. Gene Ontology annotation, cellular component: membrane. The transcript is spliced from 6 exons.
AUGUCGAUAAACGUCAACGACGGUGACGCAAAAGAUGGUGGCAGCAAACACUGGGAGACGUUGAAAGUAGUUGAAGACUCAACGCAGCGAUACAUGUCGGCCUGGGAGUCGGCCAAGACGAAUCCUAAAAUUAUCCUCUACAGCACUUGCGCCUGCAUGAGCUCGAUCCUGUGGGGUUUCGAUAUCGGCGUCAACUCUAUUAGCUCUGCCUUGCCUGGGUUUAAGCUGGUGUUUGGUUAUGAGUACCAAGGGCAACUUCUCCUUUCUGCCACCUGGAACGCAUUAUGGACCGCUAUGAGUUCCUUGGGCAUGCUUUUAGGCAGUGUCGCUUGUGGUUGGCUUGCGGAUACCUGGGGUAGACGCGCAGGCUUUGUUCUAGGCUCCGCGCUGUCUGUACUCGGCGUCAACGGCUUAGCCCUUGGCUUCUUCUUGACUCUUGGGCCAUUGUAUGCCUCAGAGAUCGCCCCUCUGCCUCUGCGCCCAACCCUGACGGCGGCGGUGAAUUUCUUCAUCAACGCAGGCCAGAUGGCAGCAAUCGGCAUCGGAAACACGCGCUUUACGAUCAUCACCCCCGACUCUUACAAAGUGUUGUUUGCCGCUCAAUGGGCAUUUCCCUGCUUCAUUAUGCUUUUUGCCUUGUUCAUGCCAGAAAGCCCUUGGUAUCUCUGCAGAAAAGGUCAAGACGAGGCCGCUGCAAAAAGUUUGCAACGACUAUACAGUAAGACGUCAGACACAGAUCCAGCUGCCAAUGCCCUGCUGGAGAUUCAGAGUGCCAUCGAGCAAGAGCGGUUAUUGAAUAACCUACAUGAAAACUCCACCUAUGCCGACUGCUUCAAAGGCACAAACUUCCGACGCACGAGGAUUUCUUGUGGCAUGUUUGUCGUCCAACAAUCUGCCGGCAUUGCACUCUAUGCUCAAGCACUUUAUUUCCUCGGUAUAAUCGGGUUGCCGCCUGGGCUGACAUUCAAGUUGGCACUUGGUGGUUUUGGUGUUGCCAUGGUCGGUAAUAUGCUGUCCUGGGGAAUCAUGUCAUAUGUUGGGCGGAGAAAGUUGAUCCUUGUCGGCAUUGUUCUAAACGGUCUUGUCCUAAUGUCUACUGGCAUUGCAGGAUGUUUCACGUCCACAGCAGCACUGUACUUUAUCGGUUACGUCAUGAACUUCGCCCAAGCUGUAUAUGCCCCAACGAUUGGUGCAGCAAGUUGGGUUAUCUGUGCCGAGGUCAGCUCCCUCGAGUUGCGGGCUCACACUCAAAGUCUGGCUACUAUUACCAAUGCCGUGACAAGUUGGAUCCUCAAUUUCAUCACGCCAUACCUAAUCAACACAGACGACGCAAACUUGGGUGGAAAGGCCGCAUUUGUUUGGGUUGGCCUUUGUCUACUCUGUUUAAUCUGGGCAUGGUUUGAGGUUCCAGAAUUUAAAGGUCUCUCGUCAGCGGAUAUGGACAGUCUUUUUGCUGCUAAGAAGCCUACUCGACGGUUCAAGCAUUCUUCAGACUAGGUGUAGAUCCCUAUCCUCAGAGGAAUGCUUAGUUCGGCACGUAUGCCUUGUAGCUGCCCGCUAGCCUCAUCAAGCCUCUAGACAUGUUCAUAUUCACACUCCAAGUCAAUUGUUUGUGUUGUACCACUUCACAUGCCGCGAUUCCAAUGUACG